UGGCUGACGAAGUAUACCGAAUGGAAGGUGAGAUAGGUGAAAAUACAGAUUUCAAGCCCGAAGAAUGGAAAGCAUUAUCAUUAACCUACGUUGAAUAUCCUAAAGAUGAUUUUAUUGGCUUUGUCUUGGCCUGGUUUAGUAUGCUGCCAUUUAUAUUGAUUGUGAGCUUCAUCACCUUGAUAGUUUUGAGGAGAGACUUACACACAGCAGCUUUUUUUGCUGGGUUGGUAAUAAGUGAAGGUAUUAAUUUUAUAGUGAAGCACAUUAUCCGUGAGCCCAGACCUUUACGAGGUCGGGCAAAUCUACACACAGAGUAUGGUAUGCCUUCCAGCCAUUCCCAGUUUAUUUGGUUUUUCUCAUCAUACUUUACCAUAUUUCUCAUAUUCAGGUUGUACAGAAACCAUUCUAUCGUAGAUGAUUUAUGGAAGUAUGUGUGUGCUGGGUUAAGUGUUGUAUGUGCAAUUUUGGUCUCUUGGAGCAGAAUUUAUUUAAGCUACCACACAAUAAGUCAAGUUCUAUUAGGAGCUGUAAUAGGGAUUGUGUUAGGCUCCUUGUGGUUUGCAAAUGUGCACUUUUUACUUUCUCCAUUCUUUCCAUUGCUAGCUGGCUGUCCUGUGGGUGAAUUUUUUAUGUUGCGUGAUUCGACAUUAAUUCCUCAUGUAUUAUGGUUUGAAUACACAUGCUCAAGAUCUGAGGCCAGAAGCCGUCAGAGAAAAAUGUCCUCGAGAAAAUCCCAAUGAUGGUACGCCUCCUGGAGGUGAUUACAUGAAGGAAACAAUGCUAAGUGGAACAUCUUCAACAAACAUUGCCUGUGAUAUUUACGCCAUUUAGGGCCAGUGUAAUCAACUUCUUGAGCUGCUGGGGUAUGGCAGCAUCUGUGUAUGUGACAGCACAUGUUUAUGUGUAUAUCAAGUUUAUAUAUACAUAUCUUUGAAAGCCUGCAUAUACAAGUCUGGUAUAGCUUAUGUUUAUCUGUCAAUUUUAGAAAAUUAUUAUGUAGUAUAUUUGAUUAACUGUUGAUGAAAUGUUUUUUAACUUUAAUUUUACGUUGAUUAUACUUAAGCAAAAAGAGUGAAUGACUGAAAAUGAGCUGUAGCUAGAAUUAUAGAGCCUACAAAAAUGUGUAUGUUAAGCUGAUUUGGUCACUGAUUUAUUCAUAAUUGUAUUAGGGAUCACAUAGUGUAACUUUUGUCAAUAAUUUGGUUUUAAAAUAGCUGUGAGUGAAAGCUGAUCCAAAACUUUUUUUGGCUAAAUCUAAAAUCAUUUAUGCAACUUUGUUUUAGCAAUAAUUUUGUUGUAUGACUUGUAUUCUAAAUAUGGAGGGUAAAGCAUAUAGUCUAAGGCAACAAUGUUCCAAUAUUGCUAUUAACUUUUGUCUAUGUACUAUUGCAUUACCAACAGCAAUUUUUUAAUAUCAACUUUAAUUUUAUUCACUUUUAACACUAAUGAUUAUUAAAUAUGUUUGUUCAGUGUUGUAUGUGAAAUAAUUUAAGCUUAUGUAACAUUUGUUACACUUUGAGUUUUUUAGGUUGAAAAAUGUAACAUUCUUUUAAAAAAAAAUAUUCAUGCUUGAUAUAUAUUUUGUUGGGCCAGCGCUCCACAUAAGUCUCUACACCACAUAGGUCACCACACCCCAUUGGUCGCCACACCACAUAAGUUGCUACACCCCAUAGGUUGCUACACCACAUGGGCCACCACAUCACAUAGGUCACUACACCACAUGGGCCACUACAGGGCAGUCUUAUAUCCACUUUAGGCUCCAUGACAGGCCACAUUAGAUUCAGUUUUAAGCAAAUAUGUCAAUGAGUUUAUAUUUUAUGGACAGAAUGUUGUAAAACUUAAAUAUUUUACAAGUUCUACUGUUUUCUCAAAUUUUGAGAGAAUGUAAUACAUCUCCUGUGUAACAUUUACACCUGUCUUCCUUAGUGCCACUCAUUGUUUAGAGCAGUUUGAAUUGUCCUAGUUGUGUAUUGUGACAAUGCAUGUAAGCUGUUUAUUUACUGCAUUUAUAAUUGUGUACAUGGAACACGUAUCAAUUUAAGUCUUUAAAUUCAUUUGAUAAGCUACAAAACACAAAGUAAGUUCAUCAGUUAGAACUUUCAUGGGUAGUGAUAGGUCUAGAUACUGGCCUAUAGCUGGGUCAGCAAGGUUUAAUUAUAAUACAUCAACAUGGUCUAUAAGCAAGUGACAGCUAGUGGGGACAUGACAUGUGGUUAACUGACAUGAGUGGAUGGGACAUGUCCUGACAUGAGUGGGUGGGACAUGUCAUGAUAUGUGGUUAACUGACAUGAGUGGGUGGGACAUGUCAUGUGGUUCAAGUGAGAUCCACCUACUGGGUAUUGUGGUGACUACUUGUUUAAACCGGCCUGCUGUCAAUUUGCCUGACUGGCUGUAAAUGACAUGUGACAUCAUAUACCGCCAUGACGUGGCACUGCAUGACAAACAGAUUACAUCAAACCUAACUGGUUACAAUUAUGACAGAACUUGUAAAAACAAAAAUGAAAACUUUUCUCAAUUGUGUUGUGUCCCGCCAUGUGCAAUAAUUAAACGUGAAAAUAUCUGUUUACCUCAGCUUGGGAGAGGAUUUUAAAACAUUUUUUGAAGUCCACUAGUACAAGAUUGUCUUUUUUAAAAAGUGCUAUAGUUGUGUGGCUUUAUGGCACACCUAACCUUGAUAAAUCAUAUCCUUCAAUUUUUUUGUGUGUGUUUGAAAAUAGAUUGUUUAAAUGUCCUUUAUUUGAAAUCCAUUUAUUGGAAGAUAGACCUAGAAGCCAGAGACAAGAAAAGAUUGUAUUCCUUCAUCAUCCUGUACUGUAAUUGAAACACUUGAUUUUCAGGUUAUUUUUAAGUUGGUUGAAAAAUGUUUAAUAUCUUUAAAAAAUUAUUGUGUAUUAGAAGCAAAAAAAAUAGCUUUUACCAUUUAACAAAUUUUGGUUUCAACUAUAGUAUCAGAUUAUUUACAAUUUGUAGCUUUAAUGCAAAUGUGUACACCAGUAUUUAUUUUAGCCGAGGACUCAUAUUUUUCAAAGGUUUUGUAGUGGCAAUAAAUAUUGUUUGACAAAUGGUCAGCUACACCAGUCUGAGUGAAUAUUAAUUUGAACAGCUAGAGGUCAGUAGGCUAUUGUGUCACAUUCCUGCUUGAAUACACUGGCUGUAUACAGGUCUUGUCCAGCAUUUGCAUAUAAAUAUAUAAGUAAGGUAGACAGAAUUAAAAGAAUAUUCCAGUCAAUUUUUCUUUUGCAAUUUUGUUUUCAAAUUUGUUGUUAUUGUGAUAACUUUACGUUUUCAGUUGUUGUAGUUUCCAAGCAGUUGUCGUAAGCUACACACAUGUAAAAGCAGACUUGUAUUCAGCAUCUUAAUUUAAUCACAUAGCUUUUCCUUUUUUUUACGCUGGUUGUAAAAUGUUUACAUCUUCAGGUACUCUCCUAUGUGGGAAUAACUUUUAAUGUUUACAUUUCCAUUUUAUGAAUUAUUUUAUCUUGGUAUAAAAUGCAGAUCAGAACUUUCCACAAAUUUUAUUAUAUUAAUACCUGAUUUCAUAGGGUUCUAACUCUGAUGGCAUUUAAGACCGUGGUAGCAAUAAAAUAGAGUAUUUAUCACUUAUCCAUUUUAAUAGAAAUUUAUUUACAAUUUAAAGUCUUUCUAUGCUAAGUUUUUGCUUUGGUAGUGUAACUGUGGUACAUACCUGUGUGAAAUAAUGUAACUGUUUAGUAUAGCUGUAGAGUGUUCCACCUUGCGUAACUGUCUGUUGGGGUAAUGGAACUUGCGAGUCUGUUUAGUCAUAAUGUGAAUGCACUCUUCAUUAAAGCCCAGUUCAGAGUUGUCAGUGUAAAUAAUGAAGCAUUGAGCUUAAUUUUCCAGUGUAUUAUGAUUUAUUCAGAACAUUAUAAUCAACAGUAAAUCUUAAAUAAAUUAAUGCAAUGUUUCAACACCAGGUCUUCAUCAGAGCUAAUUAAUUUAUUGUGUCUUUAAAGUUUUUGUAAACAUAACAUCACCUACUGUCCACUUAUUGUUCAAGCAAGUACUAGCUAGACCCUGGUUUAUAGAAUAUAAAAAAUGUGUGCCAAUGUUGUAUGAUUUGAGUAGCCUCCACCAGAAAGUGUUCAGCCCUAUCCUAUUUGUGAUUGUCGUGUGAGAAAGUUCUGAUUGCAGCCAUAAUGAUCUCAAUUUUCUCCCUUUAUUCUAAUUGUUGUUUCCACUCUACCUAUUUAUUUUAUUGCAGUGUUGAAAAUGCCAAAAAAUGAAGCCUGUUUUAGAACCAAAACUAUGCAUAUUAUAAACAGGCAUAAUAAUAUAGUUUAGAUUUAGGUUGGAGUGAAACAAUAUGCAGUUAGACCGAUAUAAUCCAAAUGACGGUUUGACAUUUGAAUAUAUUUUUCAGUAUGGCAUUACCAUACUCCAGAUGGUCUCUCCUUAAAGCAUGACUUCACUUGAAUAAUUCAAGUAAUGCUAAAUGAAUACAUAACCAUGUUUAAGAAUCUCAUAACUAGAUUACCAGUGUCAUAUUUUUGUGUUGUGCUAAAUCAUUAAAAAGAUAAACUGUGAAUAGAUUUGAUUGUUUAAUCUGUACCACCAUGCUCAUUGUUAACCAUAGCUGGAAAAUACUACUAUAAUACUUGUCCUUUAGUAGAUCAUUUUCUACUGGAAAAAAAAUAAUUAAUAAUUGUAGAAUUAUAAACAUUGGGGUUUCUGUUUUCAUUUAUUUAAGUAUUUCAUUGAAAUUUCUAUUUGUAAUAGUCUGAGUUAAGUUGAGACAUGAGCUGCAGACUACUAAAAAAAAAACUUAAUAGGUGGCCAGUCAAAAUUAUGUUGGCCAGUUACAUUCUCUCUUGGAUGGCCAGUCAAAUCUAUGUUGGCCAGUUACAUUCUCUCUUGGGUGGCCAGUCAAAUCUAUGUUGGCUAGUUACUUCUCUAUUAGGUGGCCAGUCAAAACUAUGUUGGCCAGUUACAUUCUCUCUUGGAUGGCCAGUCAAAUCUAUGUUGGCCAGUUACUUCUCUAUUAGGUGGCAAGUCACACCUCAGUUUGGUGGCCAGUCAAAUCUAUGUUGGCCAUAUACUUCUCUAUGUGUGGCCAGUCACAUAGCUGUUUAAAAGCUCAUGACAAUUCUCCGUCUUUAAGGUCUUUCACCCUAAAAUUACUAAAUUAUGUAACUUUCAUCACUAUUUAGCAUAAUAAUGAUUUGAUAAUUUUAAGUCCAAAACAAAAUUAUUUAGCAAAUCACAUUGUUUCUUAUCAAAGCUCAUGGUAACUUGUUUGUGUUCUAUCCUAUUAUUGCCCAGUUCACAAAUAACUAUUUUUAAAAAAUCAUGUUUUAUCAUGGUAUGCUGUAUAAUUGUCUGUAUUAUAAUUGUUGUUUGUUACGUUAUUGUCCUGUUUAAAUGAGACACUAUUUGUCCUUUGAUUUAAGUUUUCACUUUUACCAAGUUAACUCUUGGUAAUGCUUUUUAAAAAAUGUAACAACUUUUUUGUGAAUAUUGUAAGUUGUUAGAGGUUAUUGGGAAAAAAUGUUUUGAUAAAGUAGUCUAAAUGGAUCCAUUAGUUAUUGAACUUAAUUAAAACUGAAAACAUAAAAAUAAUUUCAUUUUAAUCAACUGUAGAUCAAUGGUUGGUUGUCAGUUUGUAGAAUAAUAACUUUGUAUGUUAACUCAACCUUCAUCAUUGUACAAGUGAAUAACGGUAUGUUAACUCACCCUAAAUCCUCAUACACGUGAAUAAUUUUGUAUGUUAACUCACCCUAAAUCAUUGUACAAGUGAAUAACUGUUGUUAACUCACCCUUUUCAUCAUAGUACAAGUGAAUAACUGUUAACUCACCCUAAAUCAUGGUGUCUUCUCACAACUAUUUCUCAUCCGUCUGGUCCCCCACCUCACUAUGGUGACUGUUGUACUGAAGGUUGUUUCACUUUGUCCGUCACAC
Molecule: messenger RNA, 5916 nt
Organism: Physella acuta
Lineage: Eukaryota; Metazoa; Mollusca; Gastropoda; Physidae
Product: dolichyldiphosphatase 1
Biological process (GO): lipid biosynthetic process; protein N-linked glycosylation
Cellular component (GO): endoplasmic reticulum membrane; intracellular membrane-bounded organelle
Molecular function (GO): dolichyldiphosphatase activity
Source: RefSeq, a predicted model, not a curated record